GGAAACCUAUCAGUCUGAGAGAAUGCUUUCUGAUCCUGUAAUGGGGAGACUAGAAUUCUAUGGUUGAAUUCUAUACUCACUAAGUGGCUCUAGAUAAGAGCGUCUGUUAAAUGACCCAACGUAUGUGUUGUGCUACUGUGUGUGUGAGCGAAUUCACCUGGGGAGGAGGGGACGUACAUGAUAACUCAGAUCAAACACAAAAUAUUACCUUCUGUAUCAGAGGAAGGAAGCAGGUUCAGGAGACCAGCAGGAGGAGACACACACACACUCUAACCUAAAUAAUAUUAAACCCAGACAUUUCCUAAAUAAUACCUAUUGAAUCAGAGGAAGGAAAGGGACUGGUUCAGAGGCUCAGCAGGAGGACACACACUUACACACACACACACACACACACACACAUGCACAUACACUUACACACACACACACGCUGGGGUCAUGGGCCAUUACUAUCCUGAAACCCCCUGCUUUCAUAAAUCCAUUAUCUUAUAUAAGGAAAUUACGUUCAACAUGAAACAACAAACAAUCUCCCAUGUUGAUCCAUUGGGAGUCACGUCGAGAGGGGGAGCUGGGAGUAGGCGUGUCUUCCAGCAGGUCACCAUGGGAGCAGGGGCGGUCUGAUGAAACCAGGGCUGAACGCUAUCAUGGGGGCCACAGGAAGUGGGAAGUCAUCGUUUCUGGAUGUGCUGGCAGCCAGGAAGGACCCAGCAGGUCUGGCUGGAGAGGUGUUGAUAGACGGAGCUCCUCAACCUCCCAACUUCAAAUGUCUCUCAGGAUACGUGGUGCAGGAUGAUGUGGUGAUGGGAACUCUGACUGUGAGGGAGAACUUCCGUUUCUCUGCAGCGUUGCGUCUUCCGUCCUCCGUCAGCCAGAAGGAGAAAGAGGACAAAGUCAACCGACUCAUCACAGAACUGGGCCUCACUAAAGUAGCAGACUCACGGGUUGGUACCCAGUUGAUCAGGGGAAUAUCAGGAGGGGAAAGGAAGAGGACAAACAUCGGUAUGGAGCUGAUCAUCGACCCUCCUGUUCUCUUUCUGGAUGAACCCACCACCGGCCUGGACGCGAGCACAGCUAACUCUGUACUACUACUGCUCAAGAGGAUGUCUAGUCAUGGCCGUACCAUCAUCCUGUCCAUCCACCAGCCUCGUUAUUCCAUCUUCCGUCUGUUUGACAGUCUGACUCUGCUGGUUAGCGGUAAACAGGUUUACCACGGCCCCGCUCAGAGUGCUCUAGACUACUUCUCUAACAUCGGAUACACUUGUGAACCCCACAACAACCCGGCUGACUUCUUCCUGGACGUGAUCAAUGGAGACUCUACCUCCAUCGCCUUCGACAGGAUAAAGGAAGGAGACGACUCUGACCCAGACAGGGUAACAAGUUCCAGGCAGAACAUCGAGGACCAUCUGGUCCAGGAGUACCGGAGCAGUCAGUACUAUGGAGAGACCAAGGCCCAGUUAGAACGCAUCACCAUGAACAGAGAGUACAGUGUGAAGACUCCCUCUCGGACCAUCACGUACAACACCUCCUUCUCUACUCAGUUCAGAUGGGUCCUGAAGAGAACCUUCACUAACCUCAUCCUCAACCCUCAGACAUCCUUCGCUCAGAUUGGAGUGACUGUGUUCCUGGCCCUCAUCGUUGGGGCCAUAUUCUUUGGAGUGAAGAAUGACCAGAGUGGCUUACAGAACAGGAUGGGUGCUCUAUUCUUCAUCACCACCAAUCAGUGUUUCAGUUCCCUGUCUUCUGCUGAGCUCUUCAUCACCGAGAGAAAACUGUUCAUUCAUGAGUACAUCAGCGGUUACUACAGAGUAUCAGUCUACUUCCUGUGUAAGAUACUCAGUGACAUCAUCACCUUAAGGACGCUCCCUGCCAUCUUCUUCAGCUGUGUGGCUUACUUCAUGAUCGGGUAUAAAGCUACAGUGGAGGCCUUCUUCCUGUUCAUGUUGACCGUAGCUCUGGUAGCCUAUACAGCUACUGCUAUGACCAUGGCUAUAUCAGCUGACCAGAGUGUUGUGGCGAUCGCCAACAUCUUCAUGACCAUAGCCUUCGUCUUCAUGAUGAUCUUCUCAGGCCUGUUGGUGAACCUGCCCAGUAUUGUUGAGUGGCUAGCCUGGUUCCAGUACCUCAGCAUCCCUCGGUACGGACUAACAGCUCUCCAAAUUAAUGAGUUUGUAGGUCUCCAGUUCUGUGGAGACAUUCCCCUCAACGGCACCUUGCCCCCUGGUAUGAUAUGCACGGGGGAAGACUUUCUGAAGAACCAGGGGAUCGACUACACCACGUGGGGGCUGUGGCAGAAUCACGUUGCCCUGGCGAUCAUGACCGUAAUCUUCCUGUUGAUUGCGUACUUCAAACUACGCUUCAUCAAGAAGUUCACAUAGAGGUCAGGGGUCACGGGUUAAGCCUAUUAUACUCCUUCCCUUGUCCUCCUCUCAAACGAAAUGCUGUAACUUCCACUGACAUGUCAGCGUCCGCAGGACACUUUUUUAAGGGAGCAAAAAUUAGAUUGAAGCGGAAGGUGAAAUUAGGCAUUAGAGGUCAUCGCCAUCAUCAUCAUCAUCAUCCGACAGCUAUUGUGCCAAACCAAUAAAUGCAAUGAUUUCUCUACCAAUGUGUCUUAUCUACACAUGUUUUAAAUCAUGUCUCAAGGUGUCUAUGUGAUUUAUUUUUGAACCAUUCGUGUUUUUAUGACGUGCAAUUUGUUAAAUGUUUUAUCGAUGCAACACAAUGUGUAUUGAUGCCUACUGUUGAACAGGGUCCCUAGGACUCUGGACUCAAGUAGUUCCCUACGGUUGGACAGGGCCCCUAGGACUCUGGACUCAAGUAGUUCUCUACGGUUGAACAGGGCCACUAGGACUCUGGAUACAAGAAGUUCUCUACGGUUGAACAGGGCCACUAGGACUCUGGAUACAAGAAGUUCACUACAAAGGGACUAGGUUGCCGUUUUGGACACAGUCCUAGACAUGUUUCUAUUAACGUUUUGUACUCUGUAUAAACACUCCUACACUAACACAUGAUCGACGGCACAGGAGGCUGGUGAGGGGGAGGACGGUGCAUAAUAACGUCUGGAAUGGAAUCAGCCACAUGGAAACCACGUGUUUGCUACCAAUCCCUUAAUUCUGUUCCUGCCAUAAAUAUGAGCCAAUCCUCCCCACCAGCCACCUGUGAUGAACAGUAUAACAAUGAUAAUUAUGCAAAAAAAAAAAAAAGGAAGAAUAAAA
Oncorhynchus tshawytscha (Chinook salmon) is the source of this 3212-nucleotide messenger RNA. RefSeq names its product broad substrate specificity ATP-binding cassette transporter ABCG2-like. Gene Ontology annotation, molecular function: ATP binding; ATP hydrolysis activity; ABC-type transporter activity. The transcript is spliced from 15 exons. NCBI's taxonomy places the organism in Eukaryota, Metazoa, Chordata, Actinopteri, Salmoniformes, Salmonidae. Gene Ontology annotation, cellular component: plasma membrane. The record is from RefSeq and is a predicted model, not a curated record. Bases 618 to 2372 code for a protein of 584 amino acids.